AUGGCCACUCUGCACAAAUUCAAGCUUCUCGCAACUCAGUGUGCCGUCGCCGGAAGCCCAGGUCGCAGUCCCACCACCAGCCCCGUCGUUCACCUCCGCCGUCGCAAAACGCUCCGCAUGCUUCUUAACCGCUCUUCUGCCACCGACCGUCGACGUUUUCAUCGCCGCCAGACUGAUAACUUGGAUCCUCCUCCUUCACCUCCGCCACAGCCAAACACCUCCAACGCCGACAGCAAGAAGAACUCCAAUGGUAAAAAAAGCCGGCGAAAAUUGAAGGAACUCUUCGUGGCAUCGCCGCCGUUUGAAGAAAGAGAGAGUGAUGAUAAAAUCUGCGAAGAAGUAACGGAAGAUUUAUUACCGGUUACCAGUAGUUCCAGUGAAAGGUUUUCAGAUCGGAGAUCUGGUACUUUGACGCCAGUAACGACGUCGUUUCGGUACAGGUUAUUAAGGAGAGCUUGGCGACCGAUGCUGCUUACUAUUCCAGAGUAA
Messenger RNA from Gossypium raimondii (Peruvian cotton), 489 nucleotides. RefSeq lists its product as uncharacterized. The transcript has a single exon. NCBI's taxonomy places the organism in Eukaryota, Viridiplantae, Streptophyta, Magnoliopsida, Malvales, Malvaceae. The record is from RefSeq and is a predicted model, not a curated record. The coding region runs from base 1 to 489 and encodes 162 amino acids.